Homo sapiens (human) is the source of this 6422-nucleotide messenger RNA. RefSeq names its product ST18 C2H2C-type zinc finger transcription factor (gene ST18). Bases 919 to 4062 code for a protein of 1047 amino acids. Gene Ontology annotation, cellular component: nucleus. Gene Ontology annotation, molecular function: zinc ion binding. NCBI's taxonomy places the organism in Eukaryota, Metazoa, Chordata, Mammalia, Primates, Hominidae. The record is from RefSeq and is marked validated. The transcript is spliced from 28 exons. Gene Ontology annotation, biological process: regulation of DNA-templated transcription.
GAUUCUAUGGAACCUUUUUGUAGGGAGAAGGGCAGGAUGUUUUUAACUGAAUGUGACCUCAGGGGAAUACUAGAGGUAAGGAGAGAAAAAUAAUUGAGGUAACUGUGGGUGUUUUACAUCUCGGAAACCAUGGCUUUUAAUAAGGCCACAUGAAGAGAGAAGCUGGCAUCAUCCCACGCAAAAACCAGUGCCUGGCAGAGUUGUGGAAGAAAAUAAUAAAAUUUCUGAAUGGGGCAGCGUGGAGAAAUCCUAAGAGAAAUAGCAUAAGAGCAUUUUGGAACACAUCCAGGAAAAGAUAACUUUCGACACACCUGUAGACGUUCGCCAGGUAAAGAGCCCCCAAUUUUGUGAGUGUCCCUGAAGCAUUGUGACAAUUCCAUUUUAUGUGUCUGCGUGCUCAUAUCAAGACUAAGGAGUGAUGGAAACUCUCCAGUUCAGAUCCAGUAGCUUUUAGGGAAGGGACUGGAAGGACAAAUACAAAUACUGUUAUGCCUACUAGUGAACUACAGUUGCUGACUUAAGUUGAAGAAGCAUCUAUUUAAUGUCUGGUCAAAUCCUACAAGAAACACAGAAAUCUAUGAUUAAAAAGCUGAGCACUUUGAUAUACUGCAAAGGGUAGAGAAGGCAGGACGGUAGAAAUUUUCUGCAAGAAAGAAUGAAUUUCAGGAUUUAUCACUAAAUAAGACAAAGUCAUUUAUUUAGUCCCCCUGACACAGCAGGGCAAACUGAGUUGACAUACAAGUUACCUGGAGAAAAAGAGAGCAAUUCCAGGACUUCCUCUUCAGCCUAAAAGAAGGUACCAGAUCUGUGCACUGGGGCGAUGUGGAAGAGACCUGCUUAUUGCCCCUGAUGUAAGCUCCAGUAAGAAAAGACGUCAAGUACAAGUACUAGGAAAUCACUUUAUACAUCUGUUUAUAGAUGGAUGCAGAGGCUGAAGAUAAAACGCUGCGUACUCGCUCUAAAGGAACCGAGGUGCCAAUGGAUUCACUAAUCCAGGAGCUCAGUGUUGCCUAUGAUUGCUCCAUGGCAAAGAAGAGAACAGCUGAAGAUCAGGCUUUGGGGGUUCCAGUCAACAAAAGGAAAUCCCUGCUAAUGAAGCCCCGACACUACAGCCCAAAAGCAGACUGCCAAGAAGACCGCAGUGACAGGACAGAGGACGAUGGCCCCUUGGAAACACAUGGUCACUCUACCGCAGAGGAAAUCAUGAUAAAACCUAUGGAUGAAAGUCUUCUUUCAACUGCACAAGAAAACUCCAGUAGGAAGGAAGACAGAUACUCUUGUUAUCAAGAGCUCAUGGUCAAGUCUUUAAUGCACUUGGGGAAAUUUGAAAAAAAUGUAUCUGUUCAGACUGUAAGUGAAAAUUUAAAUGACAGUGGCAUCCAGUCUUUAAAAGCAGAGAGCGAUGAAGCAGACGAGUGCUUUCUGAUUCAUUCUGAUGAUGGAAGAGACAAGAUUGAUGAUUCUCAGCCACCCUUCUGCUCCUCUGAUGACAAUGAAAGUAACUCUGAAAGUGCAGAAAAUGGCUGGGACAGUGGCUCCAACUUCUCAGAAGAAACCAAACCACCUAGAGUCCCAAAGUAUGUUUUAACAGAUCAUAAAAAAGACCUAUUGGAAGUUCCUGAAAUAAAAACUGAAGGUGACAAAUUUAUCCCUUGUGAGAACAGGUGUGAUUCUGAAACAGAAAGGAAAGACCCGCAGAAUGCUCUCGCAGAACCCCUGGAUGGCAAUGCCCAGCCCUCAUUCCCUGACGUUGAGGAGGAAGAUAGCGAGAGCCUGGCAGUAAUGACGGAAGAGGGUAGUGACCUGGAAAAGGCCAAGGGGAAUUUAAGUUUGCUGGAGCAGGCAAUUGCUCUGCAGGCUGAGCGAGGUUGUGUUUUCCAUAACACCUACAAAGAGCUGGAUAGGUUCCUGCUGGAGCACCUAGCAGGGGAAAGGAGGCAAACCAAAGUUAUCGACAUGGGUGGAAGACAAAUCUUUAACAAUAAACAUUCACCAAGGCCUGAAAAGAGGGAGACCAAGUGCCCGAUCCCUGGAUGUGAUGGCACGGGACACGUGACAGGGCUCUACCCGCACCACCGCAGCCUUUCGGGGUGCCCCCACAAAGUGCGGGUUCCCCUGGAAAUUCUUGCCAUGCAUGAAAAUGUGCUCAAGUGUCCCACGCCGGGAUGCACAGGAAGGGGUCAUGUGAACAGCAACCGCAACACCCACAGGAGUCUUUCUGGUUGUCCAAUUGCUGCAGCUGAAAAAUUGGCAAUGUCCCAGGAUAAAAAUCAGCUUGAUUCUCCCCAAACUGGGCAGUGUCCUGACCAGGCCCACAGGACAAGUUUGGUGAAGCAAAUUGAAUUCAAUUUCCCGUCACAAGCCAUCACCUCUCCCAGAGCCACAGUGUCAAAAGAACAAGAGAAGUUUGGAAAAGUACCAUUUGAUUAUGCCAGUUUUGAUGCCCAAGUUUUCGGUAAACGCCCUCUCAUACAAACAGUGCAAGGACGAAAAACACCACCAUUUCCUGAAUCAAAGCAUUUUCCAAAUCCAGUGAAAUUUCCUAAUCGACUGCCUAGUGCAGGCGCCCACACCCAGAGCCCUGGCCGUGCCAGCUCUUAUAGCUACGGUCAAUGUAGUGAAGACACCCACAUAGCAGCAGCUGCUGCCAUCCUGAACCUUUCCACCCGCUGCAGGGAAGCCACAGACAUCCUCUCCAACAAGCCACAGAGUCUGCAUGCCAAGGGAGCCGAAAUAGAAGUGGAUGAAAAUGGCACAUUGGACUUAAGCAUGAAAAAAAAUCGAAUCCUGGACAAGUCUGCACCCCUAACUUCCUCUAACACUUCUAUUCCAACUCCUUCCUCUUCCCCAUUCAAAACAAGCAGCAUUCUGGUCAAUGCAGCAUUCUAUCAGGCUCUUUGUGACCAAGAGGGCUGGGACACUCCUAUCAACUAUAGCAAAACUCACGGGAAGACAGAGGAGGAGAAAGAGAAAGACCCAGUGAGCUCUCUAGAAAAUUUAGAGGAAAAAAAGUUUCCUGGAGAGGCCUCUAUACCAAGCCCUAAACCCAAGCUUCAUGCAAGAGAUCUCAAAAAGGAACUAAUCACCUGUCCAACACCAGGAUGUGAUGGAAGUGGCCACGUGACAGGAAACUAUGCAUCUCAUCGCAGUGUUUCUGGAUGUCCUUUAGCAGAUAAGACUCUAAAAUCCCUCAUGGCUGCCAACUCUCAGGAGCUUAAGUGUCCAACCCCAGGCUGCGAUGGCUCGGGGCACGUGACUGGAAACUAUGCUUCCCACAGAAGCUUGUCCGGAUGCCCUCGUGCAAGGAAAGGUGGUGUCAAAAUGACCCCUACCAAGGAAGAAAAAGAAGACCCUGAACUGAAAUGUCCUGUGAUAGGGUGUGAUGGCCAAGGUCACAUAUCAGGUAAAUACACAUCACACCGCACAGCUUCUGGCUGUCCUCUGGCUGCCAAGAGACAGAAGGAGAAUCCUCUCAAUGGAGCCUCCCUCUCCUGGAAACUGAACAAACAAGAGCUACCACAUUGUCCCUUGCCAGGCUGCAAUGGGCUGGGCCAUGUAAAUAAUGUUUUUGUCACCCACCGAAGCUUAUCUGGAUGUCCUCUCAAUGCACAAGUUAUCAAAAAGGGCAAGGUUUCUGAAGAACUCAUGACCAUCAAGCUCAAAGCAACUGGGGGAAUAGAGAGUGAUGAAGAAAUUAGGCAUUUGGAUGAAGAAAUAAAGGAACUGAAUGAAUCCAACCUUAAAAUUGAAGCAGAUAUGAUGAAACUUCAGACCCAGAUCACAUCUAUGGAGAGCAACUUAAAGACGAUAGAGGAGGAGAACAAACUCAUAGAACAGAACAAUGAAAGUCUGCUGAAAGAGCUGGCAGGUCUAAGCCAAGCUCUCAUUUCAAGCCUUGCUGACAUCCAGCUUCCACAGAUGGGACCUAUCAGUGAGCAGAAUUUUGAAGCAUAUGUAAAUACACUCACAGAUAUGUACAGCAAUCUGGAACGGGACUAUUCCCCGGAAUGCAAAGCUCUACUGGAAAGUAUCAAACAGGCAGUGAAGGGUAUCCAUGUGUAGGAUCACAGCGCUGCCGGGCAACAGAAGUUACCAACAGCAGUAAACUCCAGAUGGAUCUGUUAGAGGUUCAUGUACUGCUAAGGCGUGGAGGUUGCCGUACUGCAUUUACAAUUUGCAACAUUGCACUAAUUUUAUUUUCCCCAGCUGAUAUAAAAAGGAAAGAAAAACUAUGAUAGACUUCUUGGAUUAAAAGCAAUGCAGUCAAUUAUUAGAUCUUAUUUAUUUUCAUAUGUUUUUCUUUUAUUUCUUCAUUGUACUCUUUUUUUUUUUGUAAAGUAUAUGUAAAAUAAAUGUGACAUUUUUAUAAUUUAUUUAUUACUAAUCAAAGAGUUUUUUAUCUUUUAACUGCAUUUUGAAGUCUGCCGUAUUUUUACAAGUGUGUUUAUUAAUUUAUUUUCCAAUAGGAUUUAAAUAGAAAUGCUAUUCUCAAGUCAUCUUUCUUGCUGGGUUUUAAUGAGGAAACAGGAAAGGGUGAAGGAAAUCCUUGUCUAAGGACUGCACUAUAGUUGAGUUUGAUUUUUAUUGCACACUUCUUCCCCCACCUUUCACUGAUUUUUGUAUUUAUAAAUGAAUUUGCGGUAAGGUGAGCUGCACGGAAGGAAUAAGAAGACAAAUGGCGCCCACUAGUGGGGAAUCCGCACUCACAAAAGCACAGGAUGCUGGAAAACAGCCUGCUCAGAAUUUGUUAGCAAUAAUUAAAUAUAGCAAUCAGCAAAGUAUUCGACUUGGCUGGACGGUUUUCGUUAAUAUGAAUUAUUUAUUUGAAAUGUUUUAAAGAAACAUAAGCCUUUUUAGUGAUGCAGAUUUGUCUGUUUGUUUUUCAAGUCAUAUCAGAUCGUUGGCAACUCGUAUCCCAAGAUGAAAAAUAAGACUUGGUGUGACCAGCCAGGCUUUCCUGCCAUAUGUUGGUACAAUAUACAAGUGACAAUAUUGGUGUAGAUUUGUACUUAGCAAAUACAAACACAUCCAAAUGAAAAAUUUUGUAGAUACCAUAUCCCCUGAAAUAGCAUUUAUCUUACUGGGUUGACUGGAAAGGAAUGGAAAAUAUAGUAACACAUGAAAAAAUGCUACUCCAAUCUGAAUGAUUACUUCAAACACUGGCACCUUGGGUCUCACCCACCAUAGGAAACAAGACAACAUUCAAUUUGAUAGAAAUCUUGCCACAAAACUUCAAAUGCUACAAAAUAUACACACACACUCACACACACAGGCAUACUCACACACAGACACACACACACACACACACACAGACUCAUCCACACUUCAAAUUGAGCCCACAAUCUUGAAUUUCUGAACGGAUCAGAGUUUCAUAGUUUCUAUAGUAAAGGCAAUGUCUAUUUCAGGGAUUGUAAAGUAGUUAAGCAUUGUUUCAAAAGUUUUUUUAUAUUUAUUUUUUUUAAGGAAAAGGUAUAGACAACCAGCUAAACUGCCUUUUUGGUGUGCACACACAUUUCAUGUGCAGACGUGCCUCUGUGUAAAUGUACACAUGAACUUCAUGUGGGCUUAAUUUUCUGUGCUAUAAACAAAAGUGUUUAUUUUUUAUUAACCUCAUGGAUAUUUAGAUGGAAAGUGAUGGCAUUCACAGGCUUGAUGUAUUCCACUGUUAUUACUGUUACCUGCACAAAUGAAAAACAAUACUCAACAGUAAUUCCACUCCCAUGAAACUUUGGUCAUUGUUAUGCAUUAAGUGGGGCUUAUCUUUGGUUUGGAGUUCAUUUGAACUCUUGAACCUUAGUUUAGUGAAGAUGAACUGUCUGUUCUUAGGUAGAAACGGUGUUUAUUUAAAAAUCAGUUUUAAAAAAUGAGCUACCAUAUGUGCUGUCUAUUAUAAAUGGGACACCAAACAAAAUUUUCUAUUACAGUUGUGUACUUGCAAACAUUUUGCUAUACAGUACUUCAUAGAUGCAUACAAAUGAGCUCACUUAUUACAAAGACAAACGUUUAAUUUGCUAAAUAUUUUAACAAGUUUGUUAUAUAUUUUAUUUAAUUUAAAAGAAAUCUCUUACCAACCUACAUAUUUAUUACUAUAAUUUGCUAUGACUUCAGGUUAAUUUAUUUGUGUUUGCAUAGUUUGAGCAGGAUGUUUUGUGAAGUAUGUUUGUAUUUAUUUGCCUACUUUGUACUUGAUGUGUUUUGUAAUGUGCACUGAAUUUGUUUUCUUUUCAACUAUGUUAAUGAUCAAUACUGUAAAUUGGGUCUUUUGUAAACAAAAAGGCAAUGAUGUAUGCAUUUUUUUUAAUUUGAGGUAGUUUGUUUGUAUACUGUUUCUCCAAACACUUAAUAUUUCUUACAUCAAAGCAACAAAAUUGUGUUCAGUGCUGUACAUUUGGUGUAUGGUAGGAAAUAAAAAUUGAUAACGA